Molecule: messenger RNA, 1791 nt
Organism: Colletotrichum higginsianum IMI 349063
Lineage: Eukaryota; Fungi; Ascomycota; Sordariomycetes; Glomerellales; Glomerellaceae
Product: WSC domain-containing protein
Exons: 2
Coding region: 1-1791 (596 amino acids)
Source: RefSeq, a predicted model, not a curated record
AUGGCUCCCAUCGUUCGAGCCCUCGCAGCUCUCGCAGCUGCUAGUCUCCUUACACAGGUCACCGCGACUACCACGGAGCUGCCGCCCUGUCUCGACGCCUUCCAGCCCUUUGCCUACGCUGGUUGCUUCAAGGAAAAGGGUACUCAGAACGAGAACGCUCUUGACUUCCGCUCCUCCUCCGACCAGACCAAGAACACUGUCGAGAAGUGUGUCGCUGAGUGCAAGGGAAACAGCUACCGUUAUGCUGGUCUCACCUACCACGGUGUCUGCUACUGCAGUCAGACUGUCAACAGCCCCCUCCUCGAUGAGGGCAGUUGCAAUUUCCCGUGCACUGCCAACAACACUCAGACCUGUGGCGGCGAUGGAGCCUUCUCCGUCUGGCAAGACCCUACGUUCCCGUCUUCUGCCGGUGUCAGCAUCAAUGAUUUCAAGUCUAUCGGCUGCUACACCGACGACACCGAUCAUGGGCGCACCAUUGCUGAGCGACAGGACCAGGUUGCCUUCGACACCAUGACUCCCGCCCUCUGCCUGCAAGCUUGCGCCGACGACGGCUACCCCUUCGCCGGUGUUGAGUACGGCGGUGAGUGCUAUUGCGGUGUAGUCAUGGGCAACUACACGCAGCCCGCCACGUCAGAUAAGUGCAACGUGCCCUGCAAGGGAGACAACACCAAGAAUUGUGGUGGCGCUGGACACGUCGAGAUCUACGUCGCCAGCAAGCUCCGGUCUCUUGAGCCCUGCGGUUUUGUUCCUCCCGUAAACUCGGUCUCUUCUUCCACUGCCAGCAUCCCAUCCACCAGCAGUGCUCCCCCCAGCUCUUCCAGCAUCGCCUCGACGACAGUCUCUACCCAGGCUCCUCCUUCGACCACCACAAGGCCUGCCACGACAACGACCACUGCCCAGGCCCCCCCUUCGACCACCACAAAGCCUGCCACGACGACCACCACUGCUCAGGUCUGCACCACCACCAUUGUGACUCCGGCCACUUGCGAGUACGGCUGCGGCAACUGGUGCAACAAGAACCUCCCCGACUUCGACGAUGCCGACAGCUGCACCAAGGCUCACAACAGUUGCAAGCUCCAGGUCAACGCUUGCCUGAAGGGCGCCGGAUGGCCCGGCUCCGCUAGCUGCAUGGAGUUCAAGGCAUGGUGCAACGACGUCAACAGCUACUGCUCCAGCAGCUGCAAGGGCAAGGGAUCCUGCUCUAAGAAGGACUGCUACAGUAAGAAGGUCCCCAAGGGUUACAAGCCUGGCACCACCUCGGUCUCUACCUUCGCCUGCCCCUCCAAGCCCACCUCGACCGCCUCCCCGGUCACCACCAUUGUCCCUCCUCCUCCUACUGGUGUCUGCAAGCAGCCCAGCAGCUGGUGGUUCAACUACGGACCUGGCAACCCUGUCGGUGGCAUUGAGAUCCCCAUCGUCACCUGCAACGACGUCGCCGACGACUUCAAGGCCGGCAACCAGUUCAAGCUCUACACCGAGUCUGACUCCCGCAAGUGCAAGUCCUUCGGCCGCAACAACGUCCCCAACGUCUGCCAGGAGGCUUGCAAGGAGCAGUAUGACGAGUGCAACAACACCUACGCCCAGGGUUGCAAGACCUACAACAACCGCCGUGGCCGCCGCGACGCCGCCGCCGUCUACGCCCGCGCUCCCGAGUUCGCCAAGCGCUGGUUCUUCGUCGACACCUUCAGUGUCGCCCUCAACAAGUGUAAAAUCCAGUACACCGACUGCCUUAUCGAGAACCGCAACUCGUACGCUGCCAACAAGUGCGGUUCCUUCGCCACCGGCUACUAA